AUGUCCAGUGCACAGGCGAUGGAGGAGGAGCUGCAGCAGAGUGUCUUGCGCGCCGAGGACGCCGAGUUUGAUACUGUGUACAGCGCUGCUGGUAGUAGUACGAGGUCGAAUGCACGACGUGCAAGGAGCGCCUCUCGACAAGAUUAUGGCGACGACGAUGAAGUUCUCAGCGACCGAGAUGCCUCUGGCGAGGAGCUGGAUCAGGAUGCCUCUGGCGAAGAAGACAACGAUCUUCUUGCUCGACAAAUCAUAGUUGGCAGUGCCGCACCGGACCGCGAUGAGGAUGACGAAGAAAUCGACGAGGAUGCAGAAGGAGAAGAGGACUUGGACGAAGGUGUCGGCGCGGUGAAGAUUAGACCAGGAGAAUCCGACAACGACGAAGAUGCCGAGAGCGACGUCUCCGACCUGCCGAGCGCCGCCGAAGAAGAAUCCGACGAUGACGAAGCCAUGUGGGAUGAGGCCGACGGCGCCGACGAGGAUGAGGAGUCAGACGCAGCCCUACCGAACACGUGCAUAUUCUGCAAGCAAGACGAGGAGAAUGAUCCCAGUGAGGACUUUGAAGCAUUUCUCGCUUGCUCUCGCUGCAGCGACAACGCGCAUCAACAAUGUGCCCGUGACGCCAUCUCCUUGACGGAGGAGAAUAACGCUCAAUCGUGGAAAUGCCCUGAUUGUUUGACAGCAGAACUGGAGCCGGACGAUGAUGAUGUCGAUCAGGCCGACGAAACGAAAGAAACCCCCAGCGUCCAGCGGUCCUCGUCACGGCGCUCAGACACUGCCAAGUUGUCAAGUGAGAAGAUGAGCACAGACGGUCGCUCCGAUUCAAACGACAGAGACCUGGAUCGUGGCAGCACCGAAAGUUUUCGUGCACGGCGAAAGAGGAAGUCAUCCUAUACCGAGCCAGACGAGGAGGGCUCAGGUCCCGUGCGAAAGCGUCGACGAAACGUUUCCAAUGACGCCACCGUUGACGAUGGCGGAAUCGCCGACCAGUCGACCGAGCUGGCGAGGCCAAGGACACUGCGGCUAAAAGUCAUGGCGGCCGCUCCGAUUCCUGUCACUGUCGUCAAGCACUCGCGCACCUCGCUGGUCAUCAAGAUUCAAGUACGACCAGGUAAUCUGAAGGAAAUUCUGUCGCGCCGACGGCGUCACAAGAAACACCCCGGUGGUGCCGGCACGGUUGGUGUCAAUCUUGGCAGCACCCCUGGUGGGAUAUCAAGGCCAGCUGUGCCCCCCCGCUUGACGCCUGCUCGCCCAACGACUGCACCUGCGCCCACUCCUCUCAGCGCACUUCCGACUCCAUUCACCUCGGACUUGUACUCCCAGCCUUUCUAUUCCUUCUUCGACAAGGAGACGGACGAUGCCAAGGGCAAACCGUACGGCGGCAUCUUGUCCGAAAUCGAGGCAGACACAUCCAAGACGCUCCCUAUGCCGGAUGACCGCAAGAGAUUCGACCAGGCAAAGCAGAAGGCAGAAGACGAAUGGCGAACUCGGAUCAUGCAGAUGCAGGGGGAGACCGAAACGCCGCUGCGGAAGCACAAGAAAAACAACGACAACGUCAGCCAGAUCGAGUGCAUCGAGUUUGGAGGAUGGGAGAUUGACACGUGGUAUGCGGCACCCUACCCGGCCGAAUACAGCCGAAACCGAGUCCUCUACAUCUGCGAGUUUUGCCUCAAGUACAUGAACUCGGACUACGUUGCUUGGAGGCACAAGCUCAAGUGCCCGACGAAGCAUCCGCCUGGCGACGAGAUCUACCGGCAUGGGUCGGUGUCGAUCUUCGAAGUGGACGGACGCAAGCACCCCGUCUACUGCCAAAACCUGUGCCUCUUGGCGAAGCUUUUCCUCGGCUCCAAAACGCUAUACUACGACGUGGAGCCGUUCUUGUUCUAUAUACUGUGCGAAUAUGACGAGUGCGGAUAUCAUUUCGUCGGCUACUUUUCGAAAGAGAAGCGAGCGAGCAGCCAGAACAAUGUGUCGUGCAUCCUCACGUUGCCGAUUCAUCAGCGAAAGGGUUACGGAAAUCUGCUCAUCGACUUUUCCUAUCUCCUUACCAAAGUCGAGCAGAAGACGGGCUCGCCCGAGAAGCCGCUAUCCGACAUGGGCCUCGUGUCCUAUCGCAACUACUGGCGUCUGGAAAUGUGCCAGUACUUUUUGAAAUUUGCGGAGCGGAAACGGCUGCAGACGACGGGACUCAGCGUGAAGCAAAUAUCGGACGACACGGGCAUGACGGCUGAUGAUGUCGUUUCCGCUCUCGAAGGACUUCGCGCCUUGGUUCGAGACCCCCAAACGCAGUUGUACGCAUUCCGCGUGGACCUGGACUACUGCAGGCAGUAUGUGGCGAAAUGGGAGUCGAAAGGCUACGUCACGUUGAAGCCAGAGGCUCUGGCAUGGACGCCGUACGUCAUGGGGCGAAGUAACGCGGUCAACUUUGAGCUUGGCCCGCCAAUCAGCACGAUUGCGCCUCGAGAAGAGGACGAGGUCAAGGUGCAGGAGGGUGACGACACCGUCGGCCCCGAGCCCAAUCCUUUGCCCAACAGCACGAGCGUGGCGGCAAGCCAGCAGGGGUCCGACGUACCCGGCGAGGAUGACGUCCCGGCGGAUGAGGCAGCAGAGGCUGCCGUGGCGGGGAAAAAGGAAGCGCUCGAGAAUAAGGAGAACGCGGAGCCGCAAGACCAAGACAUGGAGGACGCGCCUGCGGAGAUGGAGAUGUGGGCGAUGCCGUACAAGGGCAUACCGCCGACGCGGUUCGAGGUCUUCCCACCAAUCACGACGAGUCGACGCGCAGAACGAUCAAGGCUCAGCGUGGCUCGUCCGAGCGCCCCUCGGCCGCCCUCGAGCGUUGCACGGUUGAAACGGCCGGAAGGAAGCAGCCGGCGUUCGGCGGCGAGCCGUGCCAGGAGCGGUUCCUCGCGACGGAAGACCGGGGGCACCGGGCGCGGGCCUGGCCGGUGGCCCAAGGGAACGAAGAAGUCCGACUACGGCAAUGCUGCCAGCGGACCCGGCCUACCACCGGGAUGGCUCGAGCGGCAGUCGCUACUGAAAGGCGACGGAGAGGGUAGAAGCUGCGACGUGGAGAAUGCCGAAGCAACCGAUCAGCCGGUCAAGGACGAGGUUCAAAUUGUCGUGGCGAGCGGCACGACAUUGAACGGACCGGCGGCCGUCUUGUCAGCCGGAAUGGACAUGGACGCCGAAGGAGAAGACGAGUGA
Drechmeria coniospora is the source of this 3201-nucleotide messenger RNA. RefSeq names its product Acyl-CoA N-acyltransferase. NCBI's taxonomy places the organism in Eukaryota, Fungi, Ascomycota, Sordariomycetes, Hypocreales, Ophiocordycipitaceae. Bases 1 to 3201 code for a protein of 1066 amino acids. Gene Ontology annotation, biological process: regulation of DNA-templated transcription. The record is from RefSeq and is a predicted model, not a curated record. Gene Ontology annotation, molecular function: histone acetyltransferase activity. The transcript is spliced from 3 exons.